This is a messenger RNA of Arabidopsis thaliana (thale cress), 1539 nucleotides long. It is a transcript of the gene BTI2, whose product is annotated as VIRB2-interacting protein 2. NCBI's taxonomy places the organism in Eukaryota, Viridiplantae, Streptophyta, Magnoliopsida, Brassicales, Brassicaceae. The coding region runs from base 459 to 1274 and encodes 271 amino acids. The transcript has 5 exons. Gene Ontology annotation, biological process: response to bacterium. Gene Ontology annotation, cellular component: endoplasmic reticulum membrane. The record is from RefSeq and is marked reviewed.
GACCGAAAGUACAUGAGUCACAUAAGCAAGCGGCUACGAUUCAACCACGUGUCACAUGACCACCGGUUCGACCGUUUCUUUGUCCAGCCGCGUGACACCUGAACCAGAAAAGUUUAAUAGCCAUUUUAAUAACAGAGCCGUUAAUUACACGUGACUUAAAAAGCCGUUAUCCUUAACAGCGUUAACAUCUCGGUCCUGUGAAAACACUUUUUAUAUGUCCCCACGACAUUUAUCUUUUCCUAAGCAUCGCUCUAGUUAAGGAAGCAGCAGGUUUGGAUCCGAACCAACCAACGGAUCAGAUCAGAAACAAAAUAUUCAACGGCUCAGAUUUAUUCUAAUUUUCCUCCUUUUAUUGUUGGUUUUUUCAUUCGACUUCGAGAUCUUUCUUCUCAGAGGUGUAACGAAAACGCUAGAACAAUAACUUUGAUCGUUCUUCUUCUUCUCUUGAAUCGGAAACAAUGGCGGAUGAACAUAAGCAUGAAGAAUCUUCACCUAAUUUGGAUCCAGCAGUGGAGGUUGUAGAGAGGGAAUCGUUGAUGGAGAAGUUAUCGGAGAAGAUCCAUCACAAAGGUGAUUCGUCGUCUUCAUCAUCAUCAGAUGACGAAAACGAGAAGAAGUCUUCGUCAUCGUCUCCAAAGUCUUUGAAAUCGAAGGUUUAUCGUUUGUUCGGAAGAGAGAGACCUGUUCAUAAGGUUCUCGGCGGCGGAAAACCGGCAGAUAUAUUUAUGUGGAAGGACAAGAAAAUGUCAGGAGGUGUAUUUGGCGGUGCUACAGUGGCAUGGGUGCUAUUUGAAUUGAUGGAGUAUCAUCUUCUUACUCUGUUAUGUCACGUUAUGAUCGUUGCUCUUGCUGUGUUGUUUCUAUGGUCUAAUGCCACUAUGUUCAUUCACAAGUCUCCACCAAAGAUUCCUGAAGUUCAUAUCCCUGAAGAACCUCUUCUUCAGCUUGCUUCGGGUCUUAGAAUCGAAAUCAACCGUGGGAUCUCUUCUCUUCGUGAGAUUGCGUCGGGGAGGGAUAUCAAGAAGUUCCUCUCUGCUAUUGCCGGAUUGUGGGUUCUAUCGAUCUUGGGCGGCUGCUAUAGUUUCUUGACAUUGGCAUACAUAGCUCUGGUUCUGCUCUUCACUGUUCCUCUUUUCUACGACAAGUACGAAGACAAAGUAGACUCAUACGGUGAGAAAGCAAUGGCUGAGUUGAAGAAGCAAUACGCUGUGUUGGACGCAAAGGUAUUCAGCAAAAUCCCAAGAGGACCGUUGAAAGACAAGAAGAAGGAUUAGUUUUUUUUGGGGUUUUUGUUUUGUGUGGGUUUUCUUUGGAGUGCAAUGUGCACAAUGCUCUGGUUUUUAUACACGUGGGUUGUGUUGUGUUGUGAAUUGGUAAUCUAAAAGGUUAUGUGUUAGAUCUCAACCCAAAUUUUACUUGACAACUUUGCUUUGUUUUUGGAGUGGUUUGUGGCAUUAGCACAAUGAUUGUAGUCGUUCUCUUGAUCUAUAUUUUUAAUGUACUGAUUGAUUUCUGUGUUUCUAAUAUGGUACGUUACUC